Scomber japonicus (chub mackerel) is the source of this 1068-nucleotide messenger RNA. RefSeq names its product guanine nucleotide-binding protein subunit alpha-14-like. Gene Ontology annotation, molecular function: G-protein beta/gamma-subunit complex binding; G protein-coupled receptor binding; GTPase activity. Gene Ontology annotation, biological process: phospholipase C-activating dopamine receptor signaling pathway; action potential; adenylate cyclase-modulating G protein-coupled receptor signaling pathway. Bases 1 to 1068 code for a protein of 355 amino acids. NCBI's taxonomy places the organism in Eukaryota, Metazoa, Chordata, Actinopteri, Scombriformes, Scombridae. Gene Ontology annotation, cellular component: heterotrimeric G-protein complex. The record is from RefSeq and is a predicted model, not a curated record. The transcript has 7 exons.
AUGAUGGCUGGAUGUUGUGUUUCGGCGGAGGAGAAAGAGAACCAGAGGAUCAACGAGGAGAUCGAGAAGCAGUUGAGGAGAGACAAGAAGGACUCUCGCAGGGAGCUGAAGCUGCUGCUAUUAGGUACUGGAGAGAGUGGAAAGAGCACCUUUAUCAAACAAAUGAGGAUUAUCCACGGAGGAGGAUACUCAGAAGAGGACAGGAAGAGCUAUGCCAAACUGGUCUACCAGAAUAUCUACACGUCCAUGCAGACCAUGAUCCGAGCCAUGGAGACACUCAGUAUAGCUUUCUCUGAUUCCAACAACCAGAGUAUUGCAAACUCAGUCCUGGAUGUGGAAGUGGAUAAGGUGGAGGAGUUAGAUCUGAAGCAUGUAGCAGGCAUCGGGAAUCUGUGGAACGAUGGAGGAGUACAGGAGUGCUAUGACCGACGCAGGGAGUACCAGCUGUCCGACUCCACAAAAUACUAUCUCACUGACCUGGAUCGAAUUGCAAAGCCCUCUUACAUACCUGACCUUCAGGAUAUCCUCAGAGUCCGAGUGCCAACCACGGGGAUCAUCGAAUAUCCCUUUGACAUGGAGAAUGUCAUCUUCAGGAUGGUGGAUGUGGGGGGUCAAAGGUCAGAGCGGAGGAAGUGGAUCCACUGCUUUGAGAACGUCACGUCCAUCAUUUUCCUGGUGGCGCUCAGCGAGUACGAUCAGGUCCUGGCCGAGUGCGACAACGAGAAUCGUAUGGAGGAGAGCAAGGCAUUGUUCAAAACCAUCAUCACCUACUCCUGGUUCCAGCGCUCCUCUGUCAUCCUUUUCCUCAACAAGACUGACAUCAUCAAGGAGAAAAUCAUGUACUCUCACUUAGCAGACUACUUUCCUGAUUUCACAGGACCUCAGCAGGAUCCCACAGCUGCUCAAGAAUUCAUCCUGAAAAUGUACCAAGAACAAAACCCAGACAAGGACAAGACCCUGUACCCUCACUUCACCUGCGCUACAGACACAGAAAACAUCCGCUUCGUCUUCGUGGCCGUCAAAGACACCAUCCUCAGACACAACUUGAAGGAGUUCAAUCUGGUGUGA